AACUUAGCUUAUCCUUAUCUGCUAUCGUCGUGAAGGUUCAUCCAUCUUCACUCACAGCACACACGGCGACGACUUGCUUCACUAACAAGCGUAUCGUUUAUUUCAAUCUUUUAUAAGUACCCUACAUAGGUCCUCUCCCACAGCUUUGUUAUCCCACCGUCACCUUGCGAAGCGUGGUAGCGACAAUAUCCCCAACUCUCGAGUCCCGAGCCGAGAGCGUCCUCCCGACUCGCUUUAUCUCCCGGUCGCGAACGGUUGCGCUGCCAUCGACACACAGCCAGGAUGGCUUCCCAGGCCCUCACCACCAUCUCUCUCACUUCUCUCCCCAAGCUCUCGCAGGGAAAGGUCAGGGACCUCUUCUCCCUCCCGGGUAACCGCACGCUUCUUUUCGUCACAUCGGAUCGUAUAAGUGCCUACGACGUAAUCCUCAAGAAUGGCAUCGCCUCGAAGGGACAGAUUUUGACUCUGCUGUCGGCCAAGUGGUUCGAGAUCCUCUCCUCCCGCAUCCCGGACCUGAAGCACCACUUCAUUACUUUAACCCCUCCCCCAGCACCUGGCGUGGUCACGCCCGAUGAGCAGCGCAUGCUCCGCGGCCGGUCUAUGGUCGUUCGCCGCUUGAAAAUCUUCCCGAUUGAAGCGAUUGUGCGCGGGUACGUGACGGGGGGCGCAUGGUUAGAGUACGAGGAGAACCAGACGAUCCACGGGCUGCGGCUCCCCGCGGGGCUCCAGCGCUGCCAGCAGCUGCCCCAGCCCAUCUACACGCCGUCAACGAAGGCCGAGCUGGGCGAAAAGGACAUCAACAUUUCGCCGGCCGAGGCGCGGGCCAUUGUCGGCGACAAGUACGCCACGCGCAUCGAGGAGCUCGCGCUUGCCUGCUACCGAGCCGGGGCUGCGUACGCCGAAGAGCGUGGGAUUAUCAUCGCCGAUACCAAAUUUGAGGUCGGGCUUGACGAAAAGACCGACGAGAUCUACCUCGUGGACGAGGUUCUCACGCCCGACUCCUCGCGCUUCUGGAGCAAGGAGGAUUACCAAGUUGGCCGCGACCAGGAUUCCUUGGACAAGCAGGUCCUCCGGAACUGGUUGACCGCGAACGGCUUGAAGGGAAAGCCGGACGUGGAGAUGCCCCCCGAGGUGGUGGAGAAGACGCGGGACCGGUACUUGGAGGUGUACGAGCGGCUGACGGGACAGACGCUAGAGGCGGCGCUGAAGGCCCUAGAGGAGUAAGCAUUAGGCCUUCUCCCUGCAGUAGCCGCAUAGGUAGGUAGGUAUGUAAUAUACAAACGAGGCGAUUUCGCCCGGUCUUCGUCGCGUUAUCCCAGGGCAGCAAGCCCCUUUUUAGAUGCUCAGGUGAUACCUACUGCUCCUACUCGCCCGAGCAUGCGUAAAAGGAAACCCGGGGCCAGGCCCGAAUAGCAAAGGGAGUGUUUAACUGUUUCUCUUUUUUUUUUUUAAAAAAAAAACACGGUUCUUUUCGAUAGGUAGGUAUUUUGUUGUCAUCUUCUCGUGUGGUGAGU
Messenger RNA from Durotheca rogersii, 1514 nucleotides. RefSeq lists its product as uncharacterized. Lineage: Eukaryota; Fungi; Ascomycota; Sordariomycetes; Xylariales; Xylariaceae. The record is from RefSeq and is a predicted model, not a curated record. Gene Ontology annotation, cellular component: cytoplasm. Gene Ontology annotation, biological process: 'de novo' IMP biosynthetic process. Gene Ontology annotation, molecular function: phosphoribosylaminoimidazolesuccinocarboxamide synthase activity. The transcript is spliced from 12 exons. The coding region runs from base 283 to 1224 and encodes 313 amino acids.